CUUCUCGGCCGCUCGGGGGCGGGGCGGGGCGGCCCGGCGGCGGCGGCCUCGGCGGCGGGGGCGGGGCCGGCCUCACCCGGAAUGAAAAUAAACGGCGGCCGCAGCCGCAUCCGGGCACUCGGCGGGUCGCGGCUGGCGCGGCUGUGGCGCAGGAUGGCACAAAAGAAGUAUCUCCAAUCAAAAUUGACCCAAUUUUUAAGGGAAGACAAAAUUCAACUUUGGAAACCUCCAUAUACAGAUGAAAAUAAAGAAGUUGGCUUGGCAUUGAAGGACCUUGCUAAGAAGUACUCUGACAAGCUAGAAUGUUGUGAAAAUGAAGUAGAAAAGAUAAUGGACGAAAUACGUUGCAAAGCAAUCGAGCGUGGCACAGGAAAUGAGCACUAUAAAACAACAGGAAUUGCCACAAUUGAAGUCUUUCUACCUGCACGGUUAAAAAAAGAUAGGAAAAACUUGUUGGAGACCCACCUGCACAUCACUGGCAGAGAACUGAGGUCUAAAAUAGCGGAAACCUUUGGAUUUCAAGAAAAUUACAUCAAAAUUGUCAUAAAUAAGAAACAACUUCAACUAGGGGAGACACUUAAGGAGCAGGGAGUGACCCACAACGUGAAAGCUAUGGUUCUGGAACUAAAACAGUCUGAAGAAGACGUGAGAAAAAACGUCCAGGUUGAAGAAGAAAAGCGAAAUGAAGCCAAGCUAGAAGAAAAAAGAAUUCAGAGGACUAAGAGAGGACUGGAGAUCCUUGCGGAGAGAGCUGAGAUGGUGGUGGAUCCGGAAGCCACACCAUACUUAGACAUAGCUAACCAGACGGGCAGAUCAAUCAGAAUCCCUCCAUCAGAGAGAAAGGCCCUUAUGUUAGCUAUGGGAUAUCAUGAGAAGGGCAGAGCUUUCCUGAAAAGAAAAGAAUAUGGAAUAGCCUUGCCAUGUCUGUUGGACGCUGACAAAUAUUUCUGCGAGUGCUGCACAGAGCUGCUGGACACGGUGGACAACUACGCGGUGCUCCAGCUGGACAUAGUGUGGUGCUACUUCCGCCUGGGCCAGCUGGAGUGCCUGGACGACGCCGAGAAGAAGCUGAAGCUGGCCCAGGAGUGCUUUAGAAAGUGCUACGGGGAAAAUCACCAGAGGCUGCUCCACAUAAAAGGAAAUUGUGGAAAAGAGAAAGUCCUGUUUUUAAGACUUUACUUGCUUCAAGGCAUCCGAAAUUAUCACAGUGGAAAUGGUGAGGAGGCUUAUGAAUAUCUCAACAAGGCACGUCAACUCUUCAAAGAGCUAUAUACUGAUCCAUCCAAAGUUCACAAUCUGAUGCAGUUGGGAUUUAGUGCCCAGGAAGCUCGGCUUGGCCUGAGGGCGUGUGACGGGAACGUGGACCACGCGGCUGUCCACAUCGCCAACCGCAGAGAGGAACUGGACCAAAUAAAAAAGGAGGAAAGAGAGAAGAAAAAACGCCGCCUGGAGAACAUUAACCAUUUGAAAGGAAUGGGCUACUCCAUGCGAGCAGCCAGGCAGGCACUCCAUCAGGCCAGCGGGAACCUGGAGGAGGCCCAGAAGAUUCUUCUCCAUAAUCCUCAGAUGUGGUGGUUAAAUGAUUCAGCUCCGGAAAGCAACAACCGUCAACAAAGUCCGUCUCAGGAAAAGAUUGACCAAGAUCAGACUCCCCUGGCCCCGCAUGGGGGGCGCAUCCGCUCUGUGCGGUGGGCCCUCUGCAGAGCCGCUUCCUCCCUGUUCCCCCAGCUGGUAUACAUGGGCUUCGAUGAGGUCGCGGCCAAGGCGGCCCUGAGGGUGUUCAGGGAUAACGUCCAGCUGGCGGCACAGACCCUGGUCCACAAUGAAGGGAGACUUCCUCCUGACCUGCAGCUCUCGGCAGAAGACUCUUCGUCCACACCAUCCACAUCCCCGUCCGACUCUGCAGGCACCUCUAGUGCCUCAACAGACGAAGACAUGGAGACAGAGGCUGUCAAUGAGAUCCUGGAAGACAUCCCAGAACAUGAAGAAGACUACCUUGACUCAACUCUGGAAGACGAGGAGAUUAUUAUUGCAGAGUACUUAUCCUAUGUAGAGAACAUAAAGUCGGCAGCAAAGAAGAACUAAGCGAUGAAUAGAAAUAACUUUUAAGUUUCUGCUUAUAAAUAUUCUAUCGUUUUGAAGGUGUAAUGCAGAUCUUCUUCUUCCUUUUUACUGAUUUUGCUGCAGAGUGCUGCUUUCUCGGGUGUAGGAGGGGCAGGUAGGGAACAGGGAUGUAUAGAGUGAGAGAUGGGGGGUGGGACAGGGUGCCGGUCCCCAGGGGUGGCCUUGAGAACUGAGCUGCCUCUGGCCUGACCUUACUGUCGCCCGCUGCCUUCAGGUUCUGCGGCCUGAGCGCCACCCUCCCUGCUUGUGUGGCUCCCGGGGAGGGCUGCAGGAAGAGCGGCUAGGGAGGGAGAGGUGGAUGUGUCUCCCAUUCUUCCCCUCGCCCUGCGCUUCUGCCCUCUGGAACCCACUGCUUGGUCGUCUCCUCCUUCCCACGACACAGCCCUGCCUCCUGCUUCACCCUCUGCCGCUUCCUGAACGUGUCCCUUAGAUCCCCAACUGUUUGAACUGCUUUGGGGGCCUUUUAGAGACAAGGCGUCAGCUAUAGCAGCCACACAAGACUAUGACAGAGGCCUUCAGCCUGAAACAGCAGUGCUUUUUGUGCUUAGCUUAGUUAAGUAGAAGUUCCCCAGUGGCUCAGACAGUCAAGAGUCUGCAAUGUGGGAGACCUAGGUUCAAUCCCUGGGUCUGGAAAAUCCCCUGGAGAAGGGCAUGGCAACCCACUCCACUAGUCUUGCCCAGAGAAUUCCAUGAACAGAGGAGCCUGGCAGGCUCCAUACAGUCCGUGGGGUCACAAAGAGUUGGACACGACGAGCAACUAACACUUAGCAAAGUAGGCACUUGAAAUUCCGGGUGGAAAUUCAGAAUGUAUAUAUAUUCAGAAUUCUUCUUUACAGAUAUAAAAUCUUUUAUUAAACAGGAAAGUCUUAAAUGCCAACCAAAGCAACUUACUUUUAAUUAGCAUUCUCAGAUGCAGUGCUGCAUAGUAAAUCCAUUGCUGGCUGAGAUGCCUAUCAGAGACUUAAAAUCUAUUUUCUCCAUUUCUUUGUGGGGGGGUUGGGUAUAAUACAGAAGACUCUUUCUAAAGGUAUGUAGUUACUAGCCUCUUAACGGCUCAAGUAACCGUUCUGAGUUGACCAUGCCUUCCUCUGUAAACGUGUUAUUAAAUGAAGACCCUCUGCAGCACCAGGGCACAGCCGGGAGAAGCCUGUGUGGAAAGAAACACACGCCAGGUGUGUUCCCAAGACUUCCUGGCCAGUUGGAAGCUCCACGACUGAGGGCAGAUGGGUCACACAGUUGCUGUUGAGGGGCUGGCUGAAAUGCUUCCGCUGUUUCAGAAAUCAUAAAGCUUGGACAGCAGGCUAGUGUGAACGGGUGGAAAUCCUUUCUUGUCGUUCUUUCAAAAAUGGAUGAUACAGGUGAAAAUAAAAGACGGAAGAUACAUUCCAAAA
This is a messenger RNA of Bubalus bubalis (water buffalo), 3515 nucleotides long. It is a transcript of the gene NUB1, whose product is annotated as negative regulator of ubiquitin like proteins 1. Bases 82 to 2085 code for a protein of 667 amino acids. The record is from RefSeq and is a predicted model, not a curated record. Gene Ontology annotation, molecular function: protein binding. Gene Ontology annotation, biological process: regulation of ubiquitin-dependent protein catabolic process. The transcript has 15 exons. NCBI's taxonomy places the organism in Eukaryota, Metazoa, Chordata, Mammalia, Artiodactyla, Bovidae.